Molecule: messenger RNA, 2555 nt
Organism: Actinia tenebrosa (Australian red waratah sea anemone)
Lineage: Eukaryota; Metazoa; Cnidaria; Anthozoa; Actiniaria; Actiniidae
Product: coiled-coil domain-containing protein 174
Cellular component (GO): nucleus
Source: RefSeq, a predicted model, not a curated record
AACAAAACAAGAUGGCGACCAAGAAAGUGUUGGAAGUUGAUGAGACUUCGAUAGUAGAUUUGAAGGCUGAGUUGUUUCGAAAAGAGCRGCAGUUUCGUAAGGACAGUGGAGCAGCUAAGACGAGCAGAUCAGCUGAUAUYAAAAAGAAACCUCCAGUAUGGAGCAAGCAACCCAAGAAUACCACAUCCCAGGUCAGAACACRACAAACACAAGUGAAUGAUGGUCCGACAGAAGAUGAAAAGUCUUUGCAGAAAUCAAGGCAAAUGCUUGAAGCAAAAGCAGCUCUGUAUGAAAAAAUGGCCAAGGGKGAAAUUGAAGAAAAUGAGGAGGAAUCAGAAUCAGGAGAAGGAAGAUUCUUGGUUGACUUUCAUAAAAARAUUUAUAAUGAGGUAAAAAGACAGGAAGGUGAUGAAGAGGAUAGCGAAGACAUUGGCCCCCCUACCCCAYCCCCCUCAUGUCCAGAAGAAGAAUGGGUUGAUUAUGUUGAUUCGCUUGGCCGUUCAAGGAAAUGUCUCAGGAAAGAUUUAAAGGAGCUACAAGAAAGAGACAGAGAACURCUUCCAAGAAAAAGCCCCAGUCCACCAACUUUAUUAUCUGACGACAUGAGAAGAGAAAUAAUGAGAAAUAAAUGGGAAAAAGAAGAAGAGGAAGCUAGAAACCAACCUGUUGGCCCAACACAUUACCAAAAUAUCCAGUUUGAUGAGGUCCGCAACCAUGGAGUUGGAUAUUAUCAGUUUUCCAAGGUCGAAGAAGAACGUCAAAAACAAAUGGAAACAUUAAAAAAGCUAAGAGAAGAGACUCUAGACCAAAGAUCACGCAUUGAGAAGAUCAAGGACAGACGCAAGGCAGCAUUAGAAGCACGACUUGCUAAAGUUCGUGCGAGGAAAAAAAUGAAAACAGGUGAAGAUGCUGGAGACGGGGAUGUGCCUUCAUCGACAGAGGAUAAAGAUAGUGUAGAAAACGAAAAUAAAAAUGAAGAAGAAAUAGAAARUAAAGAGGAAAAAGAAAUGAAAACACAAGUGAGAAAACCAGUUGAUAACGCUGAUGAGGAGUUUGAACAGGAUGAGGGAAAAAAGGCCAAUAGGAAGAAACAGCUACCGGAAUGGGCUCRACACAAGAUAGCCCAACCUGAUAUAGCAACUACUUAUUUGAAGAGGAGAAGAGAGGAAAGAACUGAAGAUUUCRCUCCCCCUUCAUUUUACUACGAGGCAACAAACAAUGACUCCAAACAAGAAGCUGGUAAAAAACCUUGGAAGGGUAAUAAGGGACAAAGAUUGUCUACCCAGAAGGAUGAUAGUAUGUCCAGUUAUACUGAAACAAGAACAGUGGAUGAUACAACACAAGGGAUGCAAGAAGUAACAAACAAUGAUAAUGUAAUACCACAAUAUCCACACUACACUCCCCCUCCAGGGAAUUUUUCCUUUCAACAACCGCCGCAAAGCCAAAACUAUCCGCCAUUACCCCUCCCCCCACAGGAAAACCAUCCUUACCCACCUCCCUUCGUUCCUCCAUUCCCCCCUCCUCAGUAUUAUGGGACGAUGCCUCCACCUCCGCUCCAACCUUCAUGGUUAGCUCCACCUCCUUGGCAACAGUUUCCAGGGCAACAGGCUGACCAAAAUCAGGAGAUCUUACAAAUAACUGGUAACAAAGUUUCGUUGUCGAAAGAAAAGUCUUCUGAAUCCGAGCAAACAAAGUACGAAUUCUCCUUAAAUGAAAACCAAAAAAUUGAAACCUCAACCCAUGCCUCCACGUCGAGUGUCAUGACGUCAGACCGUAACGUAGCAACAACAAAGACAAAUCAAAUCGUUGCUGACUUCGUCUCGAGUCUUCGUCCUAAAUCCUGAUGAACGGUUCGUUCAUUGGGGAUUGGACAAUAAUGCAAGAAAUUGGUUUUCUAUUGGUUGAUAUGGGCCACCAUGUCUCUGAUUGGUUAUCUAAAUGUUUAACAAUCAUAAAUACACAUGCCAUUGUGAUAACUUGUAGAAUUGUUUAUUGUAAUCCAGCAAYACCAUCAGACUAUAGUAGAACAAGAUUAUUAAACAAGGAAAAGAAAAUUAUGGACACUAAAUGAAAUCUAGCAUUUGUUUAAUCGAAACGUUACAAAUAUCGAUAUGCGGGAUAUAUUAUUCGUAAUGACUGCUGGUAACCACGUGAUUAUUGUGAAUGCUAAUAUUAAUCACGUGAUAUACUGGGGCCUGUUGUCAUAGAUACAAACAACUKGGUCUAGUUAGUCGGGCACUCCCAGUAAUGUAUUAUACAAUAUAUCUUACUGGGCGGUCUAUGAUAGCGUCGCCGAGAGAAGAAUCGUUUGCGGGUGCCCCAACGUAUUCUCUUUGUACCAAGUGAUGACCUUUUGUCAUCAUCAUCAUCAUCAUCAUCAUCAUCAUCGCCGAAAUUGCCUUCACUCAAGCUAUUAUCAUUGUAUCGAGUACAUUCACAUGUAUAUGGGGAUGUUGCCAUUGGGACUAGCUUGUUAAUCGUUCUGCCUUCUGAUGAACAUGUGACGCCCACUAACACGUGACCCUGUUAAGUAAAAGCAACAAGUGUUUCGUUAA